AUGGAGCUCAAGGAGGACACAGUCCCUAUCAAACUUUCCCCAAUUCAAAAUCCAAACACCAAAGGAUGGGAAUACACAGUUGAAAUUGCCAAAGAAAACAAAUAUGACGAGCUAUGUGACGUCAAAGGUGUUACUGGUCAUUACCCAGCCGUGAUUGCACUCGAUCUUUAUGACCUACAAGACAAGAUUAUUACCCCUCUGAAGACUCUUACUAAACUUGCCUACGCCCGGGGAUCUGUGAUAACAUUCUCUAUGCAUAUGUCCAAUCCGAUCACUCAUGGGCCUGUCAAAGUGGACGAAGACCACAAAGGCGUAGAACAUACGCUGCGGCGUCAUCUGCCCGGAGGGCGGAACAACGACGUUUGGCGUCACCGACUGGACGGAAUCGCCGAUAUUGCGCACAGUUUACGCGACCACCAUGAAAGACUUAUACCGAUUAUAUUUCGUCCUUUCCAUGAGAAUAACGGAAAGUGGUUCUUCUGGGGUCAAGGAAACAAAGCUCACAACACGCCUGACGAUUUCAUUAAAAUAUGGUGGUAUACCGUGGACUAUUUACGGAACACCAAGGACGUUCACAACUUCCUGUACGCCUACUCCCCCAAACGCUGGGUACACCGAUCUUAA
Liolophura sinensis is the source of this 624-nucleotide messenger RNA. RefSeq names its product mannan endo-1,4-beta-mannosidase-like. The record is from RefSeq and is a predicted model, not a curated record. Gene Ontology annotation, biological process: substituted mannan metabolic process. Gene Ontology annotation, molecular function: mannan endo-1,4-beta-mannosidase activity. The coding region runs from base 1 to 624 and encodes 207 amino acids. The transcript has 2 exons. Lineage: Eukaryota; Metazoa; Mollusca; Polyplacophora; Chitonida; Chitonidae.